GGUGAGGGCGCACUAGCGUUAAAUGUCUGCAACCUCCAAAACACAGUACCAGAGGAAAAGUCAUCUACCAUAAACAAACUGAUGGAGUGAGGCUUUUCAUAUCAAAGGCACCUGGGAUCGAUGCACUGUACAAGCAUUAAGAAUGCUGAAAAUAAAGCAGAAGCAGCAGCUCAAGCAAAAGAUGCAUGGAACGGCCAUGUUAGAGCCUCACAGAAGAGGAGCACCAGUUGCUUCACUCCCAUAUUCACCUGAUUGUCGCUCUCCUCAACAGAGGCAUGUGCAUCCUGGAAGACGACCACCAGCACCAAAUGCCCCUCCACUUCUUCCUUCAAUCAGACCAUGCCAUAAUCCCAUGCUACAGCAGUGUGGGCUCAUGCACUCAAUGCCAGAUGUGUCCUUCAGUCACACCAAGUUGGUGUCAAGAGCAUUUCUAGAGGGAGGGGUCAGGCAGUCUAUUCUUGGGCCUCCUCCUAUAGGCAUUCCAGUAAGAGACCUCUGCAUGAACUUUGCGGCUGAUUGUUAUCCCCAUCCAUGUGGAUCACACAUCAGUACUAGGGAGAGUUCAGUGCAGAGCCUAGACAGAAAGAAGGAGAAUGUGCUAAACAUAGCUGGGAAAAGUCAUGGACAGAUGAAAAAAACAAGCACUGAUUCAGACAUGGGAAAAGUGGGUACAGUUGGACAAAUUCAAUCUUCAGUCCCAGAACAAGCAGAGCCACCUUUGAAAAAGCACAGAGGUCUGAGACCAAUUGAACUGGGGGAAGAGUCUGCAAAAGGAGAUAAGAUACAGCAGCCACCAAAGUCAAACUCUGCAAGUGUUUCAGACCAUGAAGUGGAUGAUAACAGCUCUGCACAACUUGAAGAAGACAGUGUUGAUCAGAACAGAGCAGCAGAGGUGCAGGGUGUUGGUACGUCUCUGAAGGUGACUAUCCAGCGUAGCAGUGAGAGUCGAGCCUUCAGCACUUCACCUGAGGAGAUGGCAGCAGGUGUAGGCCAUGAUGCCGAUAAAGAGAGAAGCAAACACACAGUCAAAUUCACCUGCCACAUUUGCAACGUCACCUGUCCUGACCAGCUAGGCUUCCAGAGUCACAUGAUCAGUUCAGAUCAUCAGCAGCGUAUGAUGGAAAUCCAGCAUGUGAGUAACGCCUGUCUGGCCACACUGUUACCCCAAACCCAGGAGUCCCUGCAAGGAACAAACAGAGAGAGGAGGAUGGGUCAUCAGCGCUGGUGUCCUACCUGUCAGUGUCGUUUUUCUGGUGACCUCAUUGAGCACAGACGAACAAAGAAACAUAAGAUGGCAAAAGUGUCUUCAAGACCUUUCUGUACCCUGUGUGAGCGCCACUUUAGGACUCCUCGCAAGUUUGUUGAGCAUAUGAAGUCUCCUGAGCACAAACAUAGGGUUGAGGAGUUAAGAAACGAGGGCGACCCAGAGGUUAUGGAGGAGCUCAUAACAGUGGAUGCUAUUGGCUGUUUUGAAGGGGAAGAUGAUUAUGAGGAGGAUAGAAAUGAAGAAGAGGUUGCAGUGUUUGAGAAGCAUCCUGCUCAUAGGGAGACUGCUCUUGAAGAGAGGACUAAUUAUGAGACAUAUGAUCCAGACACACAAUAUGGCACUAGUUUUGUGGUGCCUGUUGCUGGUUUCCUCUGUAAGCUGUGUCAUAAAUUCUACCACUUUGAGUCUUCUGCACGGGAAACUCACUGCAGGUCUCUUAAGCACUUCCAGAAUUUACAGAAGCAUAACACCCUAAAGAUGCAGAAGAACUGUGAGAGUGAUGCCUCAUGUAGCAGCUCAAUGGGGGACCCUCGAGGCCUGGAGCUCAUUGCUUCCUGCGCCACUGAGACCAUGAUUUCUGACAGCAGCCAAGCAGAUCUCAACAGAUUACACAUCAAUUCCUCCAGAAAGCACUUACACUCAAGGAAGCUUAAGCCAUCUAAAAGAGCUCACAAAUCCAAGACUUUACUCUCAAAAAUCUCUGUGGCUCCACAGAACCCUUCCGUGGUCAUGAAGCACUUAAUAUGUACUCCACAUUGUAGCUCAAGGUCAAGCCAAGAGUCACACUGCCAAGAAAGCAAUAGGCCUGACUCAAGUGUUCAACUACAGCAAACAGAGUCCGGUGAAAAAGAAAAGACAUCCUGUGACCCUGUGCUUUACUCAGAAGAGCUAGAAAAUGUGAGCGCAACACCCACAUUCAGACCGUGUCAUGUAUUACAGUUGAACUCAGAGGAGAAUGUUACAAAACCAAUUGAGGUUAAAGAGACAGUGAGCAAAGACCAAACAAAAAAUAUCCUUCAUGUUCAUAAGAGUCCAUCAAGUGUUUUCAUGAAAACUGUGAAGAAAACCUGAGACAAAAAAUAAAUCAGUUGUAAUAAUUAUAAAAUUAAUGUGAGCAGGGCGGGCGAGAGCCGUGAGGGAACGGCGCGAGGCCGGUGACGCGAGUGAUAAUGAGCGUCACCUGCGAGGCGUGC
This is a messenger RNA of Megalobrama amblycephala (Wuchang bream), 2460 nucleotides long. RefSeq names its product cdkn1a interacting zinc finger protein 1b (gene ciz1b). The record is from RefSeq and is a predicted model, not a curated record. Bases 143 to 2338 code for a protein of 731 amino acids. Gene Ontology annotation, molecular function: nucleic acid binding; zinc ion binding. The transcript is spliced from 16 exons. Lineage: Eukaryota; Metazoa; Chordata; Actinopteri; Cypriniformes; Xenocyprididae. Gene Ontology annotation, cellular component: nucleus.